Molecule: messenger RNA, 925 nt
Organism: Capsella rubella
Lineage: Eukaryota; Viridiplantae; Streptophyta; Magnoliopsida; Brassicales; Brassicaceae
Product: 30S ribosomal protein S9, chloroplastic
Exons: 2
Coding region: 103-729 (208 amino acids)
Biological process (GO): translation
Cellular component (GO): plastid small ribosomal subunit; ribosome; mitochondrial small ribosomal subunit
Molecular function (GO): RNA binding; structural constituent of ribosome
Source: RefSeq, a predicted model, not a curated record
CACCUUUACCCGUUAUCUUCUUCUUCCUUUUGCCUCUCUGUUCGACGAAAUUCGUGAACUCAGCUUCACUUUUCUCGACGUUAUCUUCUUCAUUCAGCGACAAUGGCGUCGAUUUCGACCCUCGCUUCUUCUCUCUCUUCACUCUCCUUCUCUUCCCAGGUUUCUCAGAGACCUAACACCAUUUCCUUCCCCCGCGCGAAUUCGGUUUUCGCAUUGCCGGCGAAAUCCGCUCGCCGCGCUUCUCUCUCUAUCACCGCCACGGUAGCUGCUUCACCGGAGGAGGAGGAGAUAGUUGAGCUGAAGAAGUAUGUAAAGUCGAGGCUCCCUGGAGGAUUUGCUGCUCAGAAGAUUAUUGGCACUGGACGGCGUAAGUGCGCAAUCGCUCGAGUUGUGCUUCAGGAAGGCACCGGGAAGGUUAUCAUCAACUAUCGUGAUGCCAAGGAGUACCUUCAGGGAAAUCCACUAUGGCUUCAGUAUGUUAAAGUCCCACUAGUGACUUUAGGGUAUGAGAACAGCUACGACAUAUUUGUGAAAGCCCAUGGAGGCGGUCUCUCUGGUCAAGCACAAGCUAUCACCCUGGGAGUCGCACGUGCACUCCUUAAGGUAAGUGCAGACCACAGAUCGCCUUUGAAGAAGGAAGGUUUGCUCACUAGAGAUGCGAGAGUGGUUGAAAGAAAGAAGGCUGGGCUCAAGAAGGCGCGUAAAGCACCACAAUUCUCCAAGCGUUAAAGAGUUUUUAUAUCACUGGAUCAAACUCUUCGGGAACUCUCCUUUGCCUCCAUUCUUUUUUUUUAUUUUAUAACUCUUGUUGUCAAUGAUGUGUGUUUUUGUUUCAUGUUCAUGUUUAUUAUGUGUAGACGAACCAAUACAAUGUUUGAGUAGAAAGGGAAGUUGGUAUGCUUUUGAAUUAAAAAGCACUUGUCAA